This is a messenger RNA of Neospora caninum, 1560 nucleotides long. Its product is annotated as putative DNA repair protein recA. The transcript has a single exon. The record is from RefSeq and is a predicted model, not a curated record. Lineage: Eukaryota; Apicomplexa; Conoidasida; Eucoccidiorida; Sarcocystidae. Gene Ontology annotation, molecular function: ATP binding; ATP-dependent DNA damage sensor activity; four-way junction DNA binding. Bases 1 to 1560 code for a protein of 519 amino acids. Gene Ontology annotation, cellular component: replication fork; Rad51C-XRCC3 complex. Gene Ontology annotation, biological process: t-circle formation; double-strand break repair via synthesis-dependent strand annealing; resolution of mitotic recombination intermediates.
AUGGCCGACGGCGCAGCGGCUGCAGCCGCACCGUCUCUUCCGCGCAACUCGGCGCACACCGCUGUAGAGCAAGUUUCAGGCGUCAACUGUGCGGAUCGACCCGAUGUGGCGGGGGACUCCCUUGCGUUUUUCGAAGCUGCCCAGUCACUAAUCAAGAUCGCGGCCACUGGCGCCGCAGCACCGGCGGAUAGUGCCUUGCCUUGGCCACCGCCGCCGUACGUGAGUCCAGCGCGAACGGCAGUCGAAAUUCUCUCGUCUGCGGUGUAUAGACACCUGGGCUCGCGCGUUCUGCCGGUUGGUUGUCGAGCGGUGGACGAGUAUUUGAACGGCGGAGUUCCACGGAGUAGGGUUGUCGAGAUCGCCGGCAAGGCGGGCUGCGGGAAAACGCAGUUUGCCUUGUCGCUGGUGUCAGAGACAGUUCUUCAGAGUUGCUUCAACGAGCGAGGAGGCUGUUCCGAAACGCGUCUCUGCGAACCCACGGCGAGGCAGCCCUCCGCUGCCGGCUCCGCGCUGCUGUCGCUUACGGAGCAUGCUGCGGACUCGCCGGAGCUCGCAGAGGCUGAAAAGCCCACUGCCGUGUUCUACAUCCACACAGAGGGCGGUUUCCCGGUUCAGCGGCUGCACGAAAUCAUGAAUUCUCGACGCGACCUGAGGGCAAGGGGUGGCGAGUCCUCUCCGGCUCGGCCACCAGUGGCGCACGCGGGUGUUGUGAACGCUGGCCCCCUCCCGGUGCCACCCACAAAGGCUCUGAUGCAGCGUGUGUUCAUGGAAGAAGUUGCCACUGAAGAAGAGCUGUGGAUCACUCUGACGCGUCGGCUACCGAGGCUGUUUCUGUCUUACCGCGUGGCGCUGAUCGUCAUUGACUCGAUCGCAGCCGUUUUCCGCCUGCCCACUGCGAGUGCAGAGCCGCCGGGCGCCCCGGAUCCCUGGCAGGGUUCAGAGUCGAGAAAAAAGGUGGCUGGUCUCGUGGAUCGCGCCACCAAGCUCAUGCGGAUUGGUGCAAUUCUGCGGAGGUUCGCGGCGACUCACGGGUGUUGCUGUCUCGUUCUCAACCAGGUCAGCGACACGACUUCCGACGAGGAAGGCUUCGACCUCAGCCUCUCGACUGCGUCGCGCGCACCAGCCUCUCCCAGAUCUCCGGGCGGGGAGCGGCCGACGGCGGAUGGCCCCGAGGGCGGAACAGACCAGAAAGGGGUUCCCCGCGCAACUCUUUCUUCUCCGCAGUGCGUGUGGCGGAGUGUUUCCGCGGGGAUUGACGGCGAGCUAGCUUGGUCGAGUCGCCAAGUGGCCCCCAGACGUCUUCUCUUUGGAGGGGAAGAUCCAGGAGUGAGACCCGCACUCGGGUUGACCUGGAGCAACUGUGUCGAUUGCCGGAUGAUGAUUCACAGAAUGGAAGGGCGGGUAAGGCCCGUUCUCGACACGGCCAGAGCAGAGGGCGAGGCGCCGCGUUCUCCCACUCAUGGUCCAUUACGGUGCCUACGGGUUGUGUUCGGCUCUGGCCUCGACAACGCAACUGACACCUUUUUUAGAAUCGACGCUGGAGGCAUUGCUGAUCCGUGA